AUGGACAGGAUAGACAAGUAUAAAAGGGUCGAAGAGGACCAGCAGACUGGGAAGGGAAAGGCGAAGUUUGUCCCUCAAGAGAGAAGGGACUUCAGGUCGGACCGCUUCAGUAGCAGUAAUAAGCCGAGAAGAGAUUAUACGGAACAAUCGGGAUCUACAGGGGCUCAGGUAGUCCACGCUGUGUUCCGAGAGCCAUUGCACGAGAUCCUGGAGAAGAUAAAGCACGAACCCUUUUUUCAAUGGCCGAAUAGGAUGGCAGGCGACCCCUCAAAACGCAAUCAGAAUCUAUAUUGUGCGUAUCACCAAGAGCCUGGUCACGUCACUGACGAAUGUAGGAACCUGAAAAACUAUUUGGAUCGACUUGUCCGAGAAGGAAAGCUAAGGCAUCUGUUGCAACGCCCUGAGCAGUCAAAUGUCGAUACCAGGCAAAGCGCCUUGAGGCCACCCAUAGGCACGAUAAAUGUCAUUCUUGCCGCACCUGGGAGAACCGGUUCCGGUCCGUUCAGAAUGAUGUCAGUGGUAACUCAGUUCAGAAAUAUUAGCGAGGAUCAAACAAAACGAAGUACAAAAAGCAAAACAGACGAAUUCCUAUUCCACGUCCCUAAGGGCCCUGAGUCGGGGCAGGCUGAUCAUCCGCUGCUGGGUUCUCCGGGGCGAUCUCCUGGGCCUGGGCAAGGAUCUCGCUGA
Quercus robur (English oak) is the source of this 687-nucleotide messenger RNA. RefSeq lists its product as uncharacterized. The transcript is spliced from 2 exons. The record is from RefSeq and is a predicted model, not a curated record. The coding region runs from base 1 to 687 and encodes 228 amino acids. Lineage: Eukaryota; Viridiplantae; Streptophyta; Magnoliopsida; Fagales; Fagaceae.